Mercenaria mercenaria is the source of this 6324-nucleotide messenger RNA. Its product is annotated as innexin unc-9-like. Bases 366 to 1574 code for a protein of 402 amino acids. The transcript is spliced from 4 exons. The record is from RefSeq and is a predicted model, not a curated record. NCBI's taxonomy places the organism in Eukaryota, Metazoa, Mollusca, Bivalvia, Venerida, Veneridae.
UUAUUUACAGUACAGUAAACAAUAUUUAAAGACCACACGAGUUAUUUCCCAUGCAAUACGAAGGUUGAUUGCAACUAUACAUCACAUGACUUGUAAGCGUUGUUUUGAUUGGUUGAUAGCCAUAUAGUGUAGCGGUCUACCAACAUACAUGUAUAUUGUAUGUCACGCAUCUACAGUAGAUGUGAUAACAAGUCUGUAGACUUUUUCGUGAAAAGUUUUCGAAAUAGAAAAACUGCUAACUUUCUGUUGGAACUGAAAUACUGUUUCGAAUAAUGACUAAUAGUUUUUAGUGAUUCAAGGGAUUUUGAAAACAAAUUGGAAGGAAUAAAAAGAUAUUUUUGAGCGGUCAACAUAGGCGUUGAAAUAUGUCUGUUGGGGCUAUUGUUGGCGGAUGGACGUCGUGGAACAAGCUUCGCGGUAACGACGACGACGAUUGGGUAGAUCGUCUGAACCACAUUUAUACUGUCGUUAUUCUGAUCAUCUUUGGGCUGUUUGUCGGCAGCGGUCAAUAUGCCGGUGAUCCUAUACAGUGCUGGUGCCCAGCUCAUUUCACAGGGUCUUACGUGGCGUAUACGAAGUCCUACUGCUGGAUUAAAAAUACGUACUACCUACCAAUGCACGACACAAUCACACCCGACAACGAAAGCCACCACGAGCAAGAACUCACCUAUUACCAGUGGAUACCGCUUAUCCUGCUGUUUAUGGCGUUCCUGUUCAAAUUCCCAAGUUUUGUAUGGCGGAUGUUGGCGGGAAUGUCCGGCAUCAAUCUGAACAAAAUCGUCGAGAUGACUGCUUCAACUCAAGUCGGGGACCAUAAAAAGAGGGACCAGACAGUUGAACACAUUGCCAUGUAUCUAGACCGCUGGUUGGAGUCAAACCGACAGUACCAUUGGAAUGUGUUAGUGCGCAUGCGUCACCGAGCGUCCAAGUAUUUGUUCUUGUGUAAUAAGAGAGAAGGCACGUUUUUAACGGGACUUUAUCUUUUCGUCAAGCUCUUGUACGUUGUCAACGUUAUAUGUCACUUCUUCAUUUUGAAUUCUUUCCUUGGAGGGUUCUUUGAGAUGUGGGGUAUUGAAGCUAUAAACAGUCUGGCACAAGAAGCCGUUACUAAGGAGUCAAGACGGUUUCCAAGGGUAACACUGUGUGACUUCAAGAUUCGUCAACUGCAAAAUAUUCAGGAUUACACAGUUCAGUGUGUGCUGCCUAUCAACUUGUUCAACGAGAAGAUUUUCAUAUUCCUUUGGUUCUGGUUUGUCCUCGUUGCCAUAGUAACAUGUGCCAGCUUCCUUAUAUGGAUCUGGAGAACAAUCUUCCGCAGAAAUCGUGUCACUAUCAUCAAGAAAUAUCUUAAAAUCAGUGACAAUCUUCAACAUCCGGGAGAUAAGAAAUUGUGCAAGAAAUUUGCAGACCAGCAUUUACGAGAUGACGGUAUUUUCUUGUUGAGAAUUGUAGAAAAGAACUCAAACGACAUUCUCAUGGCGGACCUAGUGACCAAAAUGUGGGAGAUUUAUCAGAACAAGCCAAUGAUCAAAAAGGAGAAGGAAGGGGAGAUGAAUGGCGAAACAUACGCAUGAGCAUAAAGAUCUUCUGUGGCCACGUCCACAUUUUUAUACUACACAUAGUCGCAAGGAUAUCUUAUGGUUGCAUAAAAUGCAGUCAUUGAAUUCAUCUUCCUACGGUUGUGUUUCAUGGUUUUAGCUUGAACGGAGCUUUAAAUACUACUCAUUUAACCCAUAAUUCGUUUACGAGCAUCCUGAUUGGUUAAGAAUAUGGGACGCUCAGUUUCCAUUGGUAUAAAAGUUUAAGAGCUCCAUUCUGAUUGGCUUAUUGUAUAAUUUGCAUAGUCGCGUUAACAUAAGCUUCAAUUCUCAUUGGUUUAGAGUUUGAACGCACUUUGGUUUAGAGAGGUCAGUCAUUUGCUUGAAAGAAGGACAUUUACACUAGUCCUCAAGUCAUUAUUUUGUUCAUUGUUAAUCAUAUUGAAAGCAUUUAGUCCACUUCAUCAUUUUGAUUUGUAAAUUUAGUAUUUUUUGUGGUUAGAGUACUGUUGUGUUAAAUAAGUACAGUUUCUUACUUCUAAUGGUAUUUGGGAAAAAUUGUAGAAAAAAUAAGUCUCACUUUGAUUCCCAUACUACAAGAAAAUAUGAAACUCAUCACUGAAAAAAAUAAUGUCAUGCUGUAAAUUUCAGUUCAGGGUUGUAAGACCAUUUUUCCUAACUGCAUUUACCUUGGUAUUCUGGGUCCUGUUGUCUGAAGUUUAAACAGGUGAUUUAGCUAAGAGUUGAUCGACUUUUAGGGUUAUAUUUCGACAUUUUCGAAGACUGAAGGAUUUUGAACGCUAAAAUGUCAUUACAGUUAAAUCAAAAUUUCCCACCAAGAAUCAGAAGUGAAACAGCAGUUUAACAGCUGGUUAAAGUUUGGAACAACUGGGCUCUGUUCAACUAUCAGACCAAACCUUUAAAUUUGAAUUAUGUUUUCGAAUGCCUUCUCUUAUUUUUGUUUCAAAAUGAUCAAAGAAAUACAUUCCGUUUUAUAUAUAAGGAACAUAUCUUUCCAUAUCAAGAAUAUAAUCUUUGCCAAAGAAAUUUGCAGUAUUUAGUGGACCAAUAAUCAAUGUAAUAACAAAAUAAAUAAGUCAAAGCAGAGAUCUGUCAAUAGUAUGUCUUUCAAAUGUAAAUAAAAUCUGGUUAAGAAUUCAGAUAUAUUACUUGCAUUUGUGAUAAGCAUUUUUUUCCAAAGGGCCAGUAUUAAUUGUUAAUUUUCCAGAUUAUUUUCCCAAUUAAUCUGUCGGUUUUUCCCCAAUUAAUCUGUCAAGUUUUAUUUUGCCUCUUAAAAUUUACCAUAUUUAUCUGAGUAUUCUGCGUACCUGCAUAAAAGGCGCACUUUCUACUUAGUAAAAUAGUUCAGUAGCACUGCCUUGUAGUUUCUGUAAAUAUAAGAUGGAAUCUUUUGAAAGCAUUGUUCAGUCAAAUCUACAAUGUGUUCUAAAUACUGUGAGGCAUUAUAUAAGCAUUUAUUUGAUGAUAAUGUUUUUUAAGAGGACAGAGUAAGUAUGUAAAAGAACAGGCACUAAAAACAUGUGUUUGUCAGUUGAACUACUUUUUUCAUGUCUGAGAAAAGCCUUCAGAUAUUGAAAGCGGCUCUUCAGCAUACGUUGCUAAAAAAAAAAACAACUUCCAAACAUAGAUAUUUUUGUUGAAAGUUUAAGGUCAAAUAUUUUAAAAUGUUGAGUUUUCUCAUCUAAGUCAUUUUGUCACAUUGGGCAUUCAUAAAGGCUUGUGUUUACAUAUCUGUUUAUAGCUAGAUAAUAAAUUAUCUAAAUUUCACUUUCAUCAUGCAUUUAAAAUAAUUUAUUUGCAUAUGCUUGCCAAAUUUAUAAGAAUUUACAGAUCAUGUAUGCUGGUGCUCAUCAUGACAUUGUGUAAAUGGUCUUGUAAAAAGAAUGUUUGAAUAUUUACUCUGCUCUUUCAGUCCAAUAUCUGACACAGAGUUACUUCCCCUGUCAGUACAGUCAUUCCUGGGUAGAGGGUGCUUUCAGGCCAAAUAUCUUAAUACAAUAAAUUUGUACAUGGUCACCAACUUAGGGGUUAUUUGGAGAUAAUUCACUUUGGUUAUGGAAAAAAAAAACUGUUUACAGAUUUUGUUGCUUUCUGCACGUGAAAAUAAUAUACUAGUAUAGGCCAUAAACAUGGUACUGUUAUUAUUACUUAAGUAUCAAGUAAUGUGGUUGUUUGGAUAAAUAACUAUUUAGGCCAGUUGUUUAUAUAUCUGAUCUUGAUAUUUAAUUGAAAUAAUUUUGUGUCUAGAAUAUAUACUAUGUACAAGUAUGUAUGUUCUUAUUUCAGCCUAGUUCAGUCAAGUACUGAACACAAAAUGCAUGUGACAUCAGCCAACUGUGUGAAAGAACUCAUUAAUACUUUAAAUGUGCCACGCCAUGAGAAAACCAACAUAGUGGCUUUGCGACCAGCAUGGAUCCAGACCAGCCUGCUCAUCCGCGCAGUCUGGUCAGGAUCCAUGCUGUUCGCUUUCAAAGCCUAUUGCAAUUAGAGAAACCGUUAGCGAACAGUAUGGAUCCUGAUCUGCACAGUCUGGUCUGGAUCCAUGCUGUUCGCAAAGCCACUAUGUGGGUUUUCUCAUGGCGCAGCUCAAAUAUAUAAACUGAUCAAACUACAAAUUAUUUUGUAAAGGAAUGUCAUUUUUUUCAUAUAUUCUGUUUCGAAAUUCAUUGUAAAUGAUAAGUAAUUGAUGUACAGGGUGUGUUCAAAAUUAUUGUAUGGUGCUCUUUUAUGGAUAAAACAUUGCCAUAGUUAUCCAAACAAAAGAUACAGAACUUUCCAUAUUGUCCAUCAUUCCAUUUCACAUAGUGCCAUGAACAUUUCAUUUUACGGUUGCUUUUUACAGGGGCAUGCAUCCACCUUUCUGUCAUUUUUUUUUUCUUUUCCUUCAUUUUCAAUGAUUUAAGGGUACUUUAUUUUUUGUAACUGCAUGUGAUUGAAAAUAAAGAAACUAAAAACAAAGGGAUUUGAUGAGUUCCAAAUUUUAGAUACUCUGCAUUCUGUAACUUAGUCUGUACAAUAUGUAGAAAAUUAUCUACUCUGUUAGUUACGCAGUAAACUUAGAUGUAAAAAAAAUAAAUAGACUUAGAAACUAGCUGUUUUUUAUAGCAAUUUUUUGUAAUUCUCAUAAAAUUUAAUCACAAAUAAUACUGAUUUAUGAUUUUUGACAUAUUACAGAUGUUGCUGUGAUAUGCAGCUGCUUAAAAUAAGCAAUAAAAGUUUCUAUCAAUGCUGAUUUUUGAAACUGUUUCUCAUUUUAAAAGAGAUUUUCACAAUGUCAGUAUUUUACACAUUUUAUACAAAUUGCUGUAACACUCGAGAUGAUUGUUUAUGUCUCUUGGGCAUUCCUUUGAUUUUAUCCUCUGGGAAGUCAUAAGACAUUCAUAUGAUUGUUUCCAGUAGGAAGUCAUUUGAUUGUCUCCCUUGGAUAUUCAUUUGAUUUUAUCCCAUAGGAAGUCAUUUGAUUGUCUCCCUUGGACACUCAUUUGAUUUUAUCCCAUAGGAAGUCAUUUGAUUGUCUCCCUUGGACACUCAUUUGAUUUUAUCCCAUAGGAAGUCAUUUGAUUGUCUCCCUUGGACAUUAAUUUGAUUUUAUCCCAUAGGAAGUCAUUUGAUUGUUUCCCAUAGGAAGUCAUUUGAUUGUCUCCCUUGGACAUUCAUUUGAUUGUCUCCCAUGGGCCAUCAUUUUUUAAUUGAGGUGAUGUAGUUUCUCUUUUGUUUUAGUCAUUUUAUUGUUCAUUUUAUUGUUCAUUUACCUUUUUGUUACAGAGCCCUUUCUCAUAUCCUAGUCACGUGCCUGUGCGUGCAAAUUCAUUUUCUCACGUGCGCUAAAAGGGCACUGAGAUUCAAAGGCUCGGUUUUACUUUUUUGGCAUUUUAUGUUUCCGCUUUAUGUAAGUAGAAGUAAAUUUUUAAUUUUCUUUUGCAUUUUAUUAUCGAAAGUAAUUUUAUUGGAAAUUAUGAAAAAUUUUCCGCAUAGAUAUACUGCCAGAUACGAUGUAAUAUGUUAUUACUUCAUACAUGUAUAUACAGAGCGUAUUUUGGGACACUUGCUUCUGCUUUGUUUCAUACGGCAUUAUGAACAAAUUUGUCUUAAAUCAUUUUAUUCGUAUGUACCCAUCGUGUAAAUACUAUCAUGUCAUUAUAUAUCUUUGUUGUGUCUUUUUACCGUCAUUGUUGAGCUGUUGAGCAGUCAGAUUUACGAAGGUUUUGGGUAUAUAAACACUUAAAUACUUCCGUACAGCACUUAAACUUCGCAGGGGAUUAAUUGUUCACUCUUGUAGACUUGAACGAUAUGCAACUCUAUAUUGGAAUUGCGUAAACAGAGACACUGCCGAAAAUGAAAAGCAAGACAUAGUGUUUUCGUGCUAUUAAUUGUCUACUACCGUAAUUUAAAUGUAUAAAUAUCUGAGCUCAAACAUGCAUAUCAUAAUUCUCAUGGUCAGUUUUAACAAAUGAUUGGUCUAUAAAAGCGGAAGUUCAAAAUCAGAGCAGUUUUAUGGGAUUUUUAGGUUUAAGUGCAAAAAAUAAAAGUCUUGUGGAAGAAAGAUGCUGUACGGUUCAUGUAAGUCUGUAUGUGAACGUAUAAUAGACUAUAUCGCCAGAUGUAUUCGGAAUAUUGAAUAUUGAUGUGUAAAGCUAUUACUUGAAAACAAAAUAUUGUUUCGUUUUCUUUUUCUAAAUUGAAGGCUAGAAAGUAGUUUGAAUUCACGUCACAUAAACUGCGAUUUAUCGACACCGUUUCAGCUGUAUUAAUUAAAUCUUUUCUA